Penicillium crustosum is the source of this 1821-nucleotide messenger RNA. Its product is annotated as fungal specific transcription factor domain-containing protein. The transcript has a single exon. Gene Ontology annotation, molecular function: DNA-binding transcription factor activity, RNA polymerase II-specific; zinc ion binding. The coding region runs from base 1 to 1821 and encodes 606 amino acids. The record is from RefSeq and is a predicted model, not a curated record. Gene Ontology annotation, biological process: regulation of DNA-templated transcription. Lineage: Eukaryota; Fungi; Ascomycota; Eurotiomycetes; Eurotiales; Aspergillaceae.
AUGAGUUCCCUAUCCACCUCUUUCGAACCAGCACAGAAGCGCCAAAAGAUCCGGAAGGGCACUUUCAGCUGCUGGGAAUGUAAGAAUCGUAAGAUUCGAUGCCAGUUCACCUCGUCAUCGGCAACAAUAUGUGAAUUUUGUCAGCGCAAGGGAGCCUGGUGCAUAAGCCAGGAGUGCCCUAACCCUCAAGGCAUGGGCUAUCAAGACGUGGAACGGCGCCUUGACCACGUUGAGGCUCUAGUGGCGAAGCUCGUGCAGCACCAAGGAGCCCCUUCACCCUCCCAAACGUCACCAGUUGGCCAUCAGGUGAACAAAGAUUCGUUUAUCGAUACCAUAGACUCCAGGGCGGUGCCAAACAGCGAUAUCAUUCCUGAGAGAGGCUCCCUAAGCCAUGUUCAGUCAUUACUUCCGUCUGCUGUCAUUCUUAAACGAAUUCUGGAUCGCAACCCGCUCCGUGUUCGACCAUUUCAUUUGUUAGUCUGCUCAACUACGCAUAGUCAGGUUGACCACCACUCCCCAUCGAACUCCGAUCAACCAGUGCACCUUGCAAAGAGGAUCAUCCAACUUGCCCUAUGCUUACAACAGCCGAUCCAGAGCGUGCUAGACCUCCGGUUUGACCAGCCGAGUGAGCAGAUGGCACAUUAUUUUAUCGGCAUCGCGUCUCGCUAUAUCACCUCGCAGGACUUACUCGUCAACUCUCUCGAUGGCUUAGAAACUCUCAUCUUAGAGGCUCACUUUCAUCUUCGUACCGGUAGUCUCCGGAAUGCCUGGCUUCUCUUCCGUCGCGCGUUAGACAUCGCCGGCUUGCUAGGCCUCCCAUGUCGGAAGCAUGAGGUUAACAACCGUGCGGAAUCCAUAUGGUUCCGCUUAGCCUACAGUGAUCGUUUUCUAUCCCUUAUGCUGGGACUUCCUUUUGUCGAGGUGGACUGCCAGCUCACCCGUACACGGCAGAUUGUGGCUGACCUGUGGUCUGAUCAGUUGGAACGCACUCAUGUUGUGGUCGCAGGCAGGAUUAUUGCUAGGAAUCUCCGCAUGCAGAAACGCCAUGGAUGCCAACACGAGUCACAAGAAAACCCCGUCGAUGAAUACCAAGAGACACAGGAUAUUGAUCUUCAGCUCAAAAAGGCCAGUCGUAUACCCCCUGUACGCUGGUGGGCUUCACCGCCGCUAGGCGAUGGCAUGCUAGAUAUAAAUUCGCCGGAACAGUUCACUCGGGUCCUGACGCAGAUACAUCAAUUCUAUCUGGUGGUUUCCCUUCACCAGCCGUAUCUCCUAGAUCAUCUGCGCUUGGAAUCAAAAGCUCAUCGUCAAACAGUGACCCGUUCGUCGCAUAAUCACUCUUACAGCAAAAUGGCCGUUCUCUGUGCAAGUCGCGAAGUCCUUGCUCGCUUUGGCAUGUUCCGUCACGCCUUCCAGCAGAUUCCAUACCUUGGCUUUAUGGAGAAAGCUUUUUCUUCUGCAUUGUGUCUCCUUCUAAUACACAUUGAUGGGCAUCGCCUCAAAACAGGAAAUGUGUUAGAGCACCAGCGUCCAAGAGACUUGGCAGUCAUUGAUGACGUGAUUCAUGUUAUGGAGGAGAUCUCUGCCGCCCAUAAAGAUAGCAUGACCCAGUCCUAUGUAAAAAUACUAUCUACAUUGGUACGCAUGGAGGAAUAUGCAGCCGACGGAGCCGAAUAUCUUACGUGGUUGGACCCCGAAACCCCCGAGAACAAUAACACUCAGGCCACCAUCGAAGAUCAGAAGAUGAAUUUCCCGUUGCCGUAUUUUGGCAGGUUCCAUGUCUCACGUGAAAUGUCUCCAACCCCCGAAUUACGACUAUGA